Molecule: messenger RNA, 737 nt
Organism: Triticum dicoccoides
Lineage: Eukaryota; Viridiplantae; Streptophyta; Magnoliopsida; Poales; Poaceae
Product: zinc finger protein 7-like
Exons: 2
Coding region: 80-418 (112 amino acids)
Molecular function (GO): DNA-binding transcription factor activity
Source: RefSeq, a predicted model, not a curated record
UUUAGGCUAGCUAGCUCAGCUCACAUUCACACACACAGCCAUAUGCGAAUACGACACACAACCACCAGGAGCAAGCACAAUGGAGCAAGCGAGCAGCGCGCAGGCCGAGCUCAGCCUCGAGCUCACCCUGGCCGCCGACGUGGGUGUGGUGCCGGCGGAGGCAGGCUUUUUCCUCUGCGUCUACUGCUACCGCAGGUUCCGCACCUCGCAGGCACUCGGCGGCCACCAAAACGCGCACAAGCAAGAGCGCGCCGUCGCUAAGCGACGCCGGGAUGCCGCCGCCGCGAUGCGCCCCUCCCCUGCCAGGAAGGCUGCUGCUCGAAUGCCGGAGGAGCCUGCUGGUGGUGUCAUGGCGCACAAGGACGGCAGCAGCUGCCGGGAGAGCGACCCCGAGCUGGACUUGUCUCUCCGUCUGUAACAGGUUAUUUUCCGGUGUACGCAAUUGCUACGUAUGUGGUCUAUGUUACAACGACCGGAGAACCAACCGCUGUUCAAGGCGGUCUGUAUGCGAUUGAAGCAGGUGGCUAUGGAGGGUUGUUUCCAACAUGGGUGGCAACAUAACCUUCGGAUCGAUCCACCACCUCCAUCGACAUAGGCAUAGUGUCGGUCUAUAGGGCUCUACUGUUGCCGAUUUGUCGGUUUUUUUUCAUCAAUUUUUGUCAGACCUUCAUAUUGGGCCGUGUGCAUCCUAGUUAUGCAGAGGCCGGGUGUUACUCAUAAUACUUUGUAUCCGCUUG